Molecule: messenger RNA, 1179 nt
Organism: Aspergillus candidus
Lineage: Eukaryota; Fungi; Ascomycota; Eurotiomycetes; Eurotiales; Aspergillaceae
Product: putative beta-1,6-glucan biosynthesis protein (Knh1)
Exons: 3
Coding region: 309-1055 (248 amino acids)
Biological process (GO): (1->6)-beta-D-glucan biosynthetic process; fungal-type cell wall organization; cell wall biogenesis
Cellular component (GO): extracellular region
Source: RefSeq, a predicted model, not a curated record
GGAAAUCAUAACCACUAGACCAUCGAGGAUCUGUUGAAGAACGGAAUUUCUAAAAUGUUUUAAGUCCAGAGGUUCACUGAAGGCAGCUGGAAUCAAGGGAGAAGUGGUCGGACAUAAACAACAUUGCACCAAGAAUUCAUGCAUCACCCAAACAAUCCCAGCAUGCCAUCCCUCGUUUCGACUCGAGGGCCACUCUCCCUUCUUGCAUCGGUUCAUCUUUCCUUCAUCUACGCCUCAAUGUUUGGCGCAUUCUGCUUUCUUUCCAACCCGAGUGACUGAUUCUUGUCUUCCGGGGUUGACUUCCGUCCAUGAUGCGACUCAUACGCUCCCUGUCUCUCCUCCUCACGGGCAUCGCCGCCGUUCUUGCGGACGUUGAGUUUGUUGUCCCGACGGCAGGUACCAUCUUCAAAGCUGGAGAUGUCGUGACGGCGCAUUGGAGGGACACAGGCCGCUUCCCUCAAAUCUCAGAUCUGACAAUGUACGAUCUAUGCCUCUGCACCGGUGAAAAGACUCCAGGAUCCCACACGGAAUUAUCCACUCUUGUACAAGGGGCGAGAUUUGCGCGAGGCAGUUCGGUUUCCUUCAGGGUCGACCCUGAAUUGGCGAGCCACGAACCAAAUGCAUACUUCCUCAAGAUGAGCUCGACAGGCCCCGAAAUUUCCGUAAUCAAUUUUUCCCAGCGGUUCUCCGUGUUCGGUGCCCAUGCAACCGAAGAGAGGCUGCAGGAAGAAUCCCAAGAUAGGUCCCUGGAGAAACGACAGGGUGUAGCAGCGCAGGGAGCACAGGCACCGCAGGCAACGCAGGCCACUGGAAGCUAUGCGAUCCCCUACAACUUGCAGACAGGGCCGACACGAUAUGCCCCCCAACCCAAACCACCUGGAACGACCAUUCCGCCCAAAAAUGUCAAGCCGACACCACAGAACCCAACCAGCCCGUACGUCGUGGCGGUCACACACCUUCCUCAGCCGACUGUCGAGAAGACCACAUCGGAAGAUCCGACGCGUACUGUUUGGGAAAUGGAGAACACUGUAUGGUUCCUGGCUCUGUAUGGAUGAAUGAUAUGCUAACCAUUUGCAUCAUAGGCUGCCCCGGCUCCACACCCGCAUGGUUCGAAGGGUAAGCGUGAGGGAUGAACGGAUUGGAUCUUGUCUUCCUGCAAUAGUUCGAGGUGAGCGUGGG